This is a messenger RNA of Hippocampus zosterae (dwarf seahorse), 2862 nucleotides long. RefSeq names its product serine/threonine-protein phosphatase 2A 55 kDa regulatory subunit B alpha isoform. The transcript has 10 exons. Bases 304 to 1641 code for a protein of 445 amino acids. Gene Ontology annotation, molecular function: protein binding; protein phosphatase regulator activity. The record is from RefSeq and is a predicted model, not a curated record. Lineage: Eukaryota; Metazoa; Chordata; Actinopteri; Syngnathiformes; Syngnathidae. Gene Ontology annotation, biological process: peptidyl-serine dephosphorylation. Gene Ontology annotation, cellular component: protein phosphatase type 2A complex; cytosol.
CGCGCAUUGUAAAGAAGCAUUUGUGGAGAGGUGCGGAAGAAGAGAAGGAGGCUGUGGCGGGCGGGCGACAAGUGACUUGUGGGAUAUACCAACUCGAAAAACACACUCUGGAGCGGGAAGUCAAGACGACGAUCAUUGAAAACGCCUCGUCGAACGCCCCGACGACCAGGUUCGAUCUGCCGGACAGCGGAGAUCCAUCACAGGAGAAAGUUCAGUGACCCACCACGAAGCAACGCGUGGGAGUGGGAGUGGAAGGAAGGAAGGAUUCCGUUUGACUGAGGCGAGCCCCCAGCCGGUCUCGUCAUGGCAGGAGCUGGAGGUGACAUGCAGUGGUGCUUCUCUCAGGUGAAGGGAGCCAUUGAUGAUGACGUAGCCGAAGCUGACAUCAUCUCUACGGUUGAGUUUAACCACACCGGUGAGCUUCUGGCCACGGGUGACAAAGGUGGACGUGUGGUCAUUUUCCAACAGGAAAUUGAGAAUAAGAGCAUGCCUCAGUUUCGGAGCGAGUACAACGUUUAUAGCACUUUCCAGAGUCACGAGCCUGAGUUUGACUACUUGAAGAGUUUGGAGAUUGAAGAAAAGAUCAACAAGAUUCGUUGGCUUCCUCAGAAGAAUGCUGCUCAGUUCCUAUUGUCAACCAAUGAUAAAACCAUUAAAUUGUGGAAAAUCAGUGAACGAGACAGGAGACCCGAGGGCUAUAAUCUUAAAGAAGAAGACGGACGCUACAAGGAUCCCAACACUAUCACCUCAUUACGGGUGCCAGUUUUGAUACCCAUGGACCUUAUGGUGGAAGCCAGCCCACGCAGGGUGUUCGCCAACGCUCACACAUACCACAUCAACUCCAUCUCAGUCAACAGUGACAAUGAAACGUACUUGUCGGCAGAUGACCUGCGCAUUAACCUUUGGCACCUCGAGAUCACUGACCGCAGCUUCAAUAUUGUUGACAUCAAACCAGCCAACAUGGAGGAGCUAACAGAGGUGAUCACAGCAGCCGAGUUCCAUCCUCAUCAGUGUAACACCUUCGUCUACAGCAGCAGCAAAGGAACCAUCCGCCUGUGUGACAUGAGGAUCUCUGCACUCUGUGACAAGCACUCCAAACUUUUUGAAGAGCCAGAAGAUCCCAGUAAUCGCUCGUUCUUCUCCGAGAUUAUAUCAUCAAUCUCGGAUGUGAAAUUUAGCCACAACGGACGCUACAUGAUGACCAGGGACUAUUUGUCCGUCAAGAUAUGGGACUUGAACAUGGAGAACCGGCCAGUGGAGACCUAUCAGGUUCACGAGCACCUGAGGAGCAAAUUGUGCUCGCUCUAUGAAAACGACUGCAUCUUUGACAAGUUUGAAUGUUGCUGGAAUGGCAAUGACAGCGUGGUGAUGACCGGCUCAUACAACAAUUUCUUCCGGAUGUUCGACCGGGGCCAGAGGCGCGACGUCACUUUGGAGGCGUCCCGUGAAAACAUCAAGCCCAUGCAAGUCUUGAAACCCCGCAAGGUGUGCGUAGGGGGCAAGCGCAAGAAAGAUGAGAUCAGCGUGGACAGUUUGGACUUUAACAAGAAGAUCCUGCACACAGCCUGGCAUCCGCAGGAUAACAUCAUCGCAGUAGCGACGACCAACAACCUCUACAUAUUCCAGGAUAAAGUAAAUUAACGUGCACAAGCUCUGGUGUGUGUAUGAUGUCGUGAUGCACCAUCUGCCGCCUCGCGGCUUCAGCCAGGGUGGGUCAAAGCAACGCUGACAACCAGCAUCCCCUGUUUGUCGCUGCUGGGUGACCGGCCUUUGUUCCAGAUGGAAACAGAGGAAGCCUCGCUCUUGCCCAUCAUCAACCUGUCUGUGACAGUGACACCUGCCUUGUUGUUUCAGUGAUGUGCCAUUUUAUUUUGUUGGGGUGGGGGGGUUGUUUUGUUUUUUUGCAUUGUUUUUUGUUGUUGUUUUUGGUUUUUCCCAACCACCUACCUCUUCUGAGGUAAUGUGGAUAUAAUGGAUUAAGAUCCAAAAUUUUUGAGUACAAAUUUAUUUUUAUAACCUGCUCCCAUGACUCUGUGAAUUUUUUUAAUUAUUAUUAGUAGUAGUAUUAUUUCCCUUAUUGUCCCGUGCCAUAGUAGUGUUUAAUUUUCUUAGCGAAAAAUGAAAGUCUGUUUUAUUUUUUGGGGGGAUUGUUAUUAAUGUGUGUGCAUCCACCAUUUUUAUGAACCUAACUGUAAUGCGUUCAUAGUAUUGUUUGAGUCUCCUUCCAUAUCUUAAUUACACACACACACACACAAGAAUGCUCAAACGAUUGUGGACAAAGGCAACGAUCCGGUCUUAUCGGGUUGCGUUACUGUCUUGGUCACUGUUUUGGAGGGCCAAUAUGUUCCAAAAUAAUAAUAACAAUCAAAUUUGUUUUUUCCUGUAUUGAACAAUAGCAGCCUGAGAGUGGAUUUAAACAUAAUAAUGGUUGUCUAUUUAUAUUUAAAAAUUCAUCUAUCUCUGCAAUUAUUCCGUCCUCUGUUCUAAUAAUUUUAAAUAUGACAUUUUAGAAUUUUUACUUUGAGAUAAUCUCUAGUGGUGUCUUCCCUCACGGUGCGUUGCUUUAUAAGGGAAUUGUUUGCUAUGACACUGGACGUGCUCAGAGUAAAUUACGUGAAUGUGUUUGUAUGGCAAAUUUUUAAAACAGAAUUUUUAUUUGAGGCAUUUCAUUGCAUCCUGUUAAUUCAAAUUCACGCAUUACUGCCACUUUAAAUGUGUUGAUGCAAUGAGCUGGAAGAGAACUGAUGGGUGUUGUCCCCACACCGUACAAACGUGGACCAGUCAGACUAUUUGAUGCCUCUGUCGAUGUGCGACAACAAUUUAAAUAUGACGGUGAGCGGAAUAAAGGAACUACUUUUUGCA